AUGCGCUUCACCUCGUGGCAAACUGCCAAAAUCUCUCUGGCAGCAUGCGUGGCCUCUGCAGCUCUUGCCUCUGGCAGCGCGCCUUGCAAGAAUGAAGGCUUCUGCGUGACCAACUCGCAGGCAGCUAUUCGUGCAGCACCCUCGCUGAUGGCGAUGCGCCAGCACCUGCAGAGGAAAGCCGCCCUGCAUAAUUCCACAGACAAGUCCGGCACUUCCCCAGAUGAGAAAUCACCCUCAUCGUCAGCCAGCGAUGACCUUGCACAGACCUUGCAAGAUGCAUUGCAGUGGGAGCUGCAGCAGAUCGAAAGAUCGCUGGGCAAAGAUGGUGCCACGAAGCUCGGAGCUCAACCUGGCAGGGUUAUGGGGGUGGCAUUGAAUGGCAAGGAUGAUCUACGGAUGCUACGAAGUGCUCUGAUGAUCGGUGUGUUUGGGGUCUUGACCCUGGUGAAGGUCUUUACAGUGUUUCGACGGCUUUGCCCCACAGUUUACAUCAAAGAGACGGAAUUGGAGAUCGAGACUGUGACGGAAACGGGUGCCUCACCUGGCACUGCACCAAGGCGCUUUGCAAACCCGCAUGUUAGUAUGUUUGAUUGGGUCACGAAAGUGUGGCAGACAACACCAGAAGAAGAGGUUUCACAGGCUGGCUUGGAUGGCUGGGCCUUCCUGGAAUUCCGGCGGCUGAAUUGGCGAAUCUUUUCGGUCAUAGGCCCGGUGCUUUGCGCAGUGCUCUUGCCCAUGCACUACGAGGCGCAUCGGGAGUCACAAUACGAGCUGGACAUACUCAGCAAGUUUGAUAUCGGCAGAGAUCCACUUCCAGAUUGGAUGUUGUGGGUCCAUGCUGCAAUGGUCUGGUUCGUGGUGUGCGUUAGUGCGUGGACGAUAACACGCACUCAGGAGCACUUCACGGAGCGUCGCUACCAGUGGCUGAAGGAAAUCCCAUUUCCGCGAGCAAAGACUGUGCUGAUCAGGAACAUUCCUUCAAGAUAUCGUUCGGACACUGCACUGAAGCAGUACUUUGUGAACCUCUUCAGUGAGGACGUCAUUGAGAGAGCCUAUGUUGUUCGGCACACAGGCCGCUUGUCAUACCAGGUGUCUGCCUUGAAGCGAGCCCGUCUGGAUCUGCUCCAUGCUAAGCAGCGCUGGGAGGAGGCCGGGCGCCCUGAGCGGACGUCGUCAGAAAGCCUGGUUUUGGCAAGAUGCGAAAAGCGUGAGCAGACGCUCAUGCAGGAAGUUGCGCAAGCGCACGCCCGGCUUGACGAGGGCGUCUCGCGAGGAGAUCCUGUGGCAUGCUCGUCCACGGGCUUCGUGACCUUCACGAACGAGCUGUCGCAGCGACUUGCUUCACGGGAGCAGUAUACGCGAGAUGUCACCGACUUCCGUAUGACAACUGCUCCGGAUCCAAAUGAUUUGAUCUACGCCAACCUGGCCGAAGAGGAGAUGAACUCUGCUGGUUGGAACUGGGCUGGUCUUGCUGCUAUUUGGGGCGUCUUCACGCUGUGGGUGCCCUUUGUAGUUCUGAUCUCCAGCUGGACGACGUUUGGCGCCGUGCAGGAGAUGUUGCCUACGCUGAAGGAAAUCGUGCAGAGACAUACCUGGCUGGACAAGCUGCUGACAGGUGUCUUCGCUACGAUUGCACUGAAGGUUUUCCUUGCCUUCUUGCCGACGGCGAUGUACAUCAUCAUCCGUACUGUCAUGAGUGUAAAGUCGGGCACAGAGGUACAAAUUCAGAUGCAGAAAUGGUAUGGCCUCUUUUUGGUCACCUUUGUGCUGCUGGUGACCUCGCUCAGCCGCGGAGUGACUCUUACUCUGGUCAGCGUAGCCCAGAAGCCUGGGCGCAUCUUCAGAAUCUUAGCCGAUUUCUUGCCUUCCGCCUCGCAUUUCUACUUCAACUACAUUGUCCUUGGCUGGAUUGUGCCAUUCAUGGAGCUGGUCAGAAAUGCGAACUUCUGGAAGUUCCACCUCUUCAGAUUGUUUUUCUCCAUGUCAGAGAAGGAGGCGAAAGAGUACAGCGAACCUGAAGAUCCAGGGAGCUAUGGACUUGGAGCCCGCAUGGCCUCCUCAUUGCUGAUCUCUGCCAUCACUUUUGCGUUCUGCUCGUGUUCACCGCUCAUUCUGAUCUUCUCGUUCAUAUCGCUUAGCCUGUCGCAUGCGAGCUAUACGUACUUGGUGGUGCAUGCAGAGUCCAAGAAGCCAGACACUGGCGGAGUUCUGUGGGUCCACGGGAUAAACUACCUUUUCAUGGUGAUCCUGAUGUACGUGCUGCUCAUGACGGGGGUGCUACAGAUGCUGAGCUCAAGUGGCAAAUGGCUGGGCCCUCCUUUAGUGGCUCUUGCUUCAGCCAUGGCCCUCUAUGCCGGGAAGCACAGGGUGGACAGCUUGGCUUUCGACGUGCUUCCCUUGGAGGAGGUGGUCAGGACUAGCCAAGAGCUGAGCAAGACGCUUGGCUUCAUUAUGCUAAUAGACGGCCGUCGAAAGCAGAUAUGCGCGAUGUUUGGACGGAAAAAAGAUGCCGGCCAGACGCGCACUGUUGCAACUGACUACAGAGCUUACGCAGCGACUCUUGGGACUGGGCUGUGGCGAGACUGGGCAGGCGCAGCUACGGAAAGCGCACUCUUUUCCAACAAUGCAUCCAACGACCUCGUGUGGGCAAUUCGCACUGAGUCAGAGGGACAAGAGCAGUGGGACGAGGGGAGGGUGGUCACUGACCCAGGCAUGGCAACAGAUGUUGCUGCCUGCCCGGCCUUGGCAAAGGAUAAGCCAGAGAAGCGCUUCUUCUCCCAGCACUUGCUGCGGCCACACGUGAAGUAUCUGGCGCUGGACUAUGAGGCAACGCUCCUUGAGCAUGGGCUGGCCGCAAUGGGCCAUGCCUUUCAUGCGUCGUUCAUCGGCCAGUCCUUCCCGAAUGGCGCAGAUGUCCUCAAAGAGCUUGCGGAUGGGGCACAACAGUGGAAUGACACUGGCAGUGCCGGCCUCAGCGAGCUUGCAAGGUCGUUCUUGCGACGCUGCACGCGGGUGGCUGAGAACUUGGCAGACCACAGGCCAGUCACAGCAUGUCACAGCUCGACAGAAUUCGACACAGAUGGCGGCGCGGUUUUGACCGACUCUGCCACGCAAUGGCUAUCAGCGCAUUUCGAGGCCUGGGAACUGCUGCAACUGCUGGGAGAAAAGGAUGUCAAUGCAGCCUUGCUCACGGCGAUGCCGGAGAAGCAGCGGCUGCUGAAAGCACGUUUCUCAAAGUACUUCAGUGCGAUUUGUACUCCUGCUACAUCCGCACCAGCACCAGCAGAUUCCAGCAAGGCCUCCACUGUCUUCUGUUAUGACAGCCAGAACAAGCUGGUAGAUGUCCGUCUGUGUGGCGAGGCAGAAGCCAUUCAGCCAGACCCAGAAACCACGUCAAAGGAUUCCACGUCACAGGAGGUGCAAGUUGGCAGACUUGACUUGGUUGGCGUACCCAGGCGUGAAAGUGAAGAUCCGAAGGUUGAUAUCACGUUGGAGCGAAACUCCAGCAUGGCACUGUACUUGUCCCCGCAACUGUUGAACCUAGGUCCAUCCGCAGCACGUGUGGCGGAUGGUACUCAAUUCGGAAAUGAUACCAGUAUUGCGACCACUGCUCAAGAGGUGAUGAUCGCCAAAGCUGGUUUGUUCCUUGAGGUUGCCAAGGGUGCAACUUGUGACACUUCCAGGUUGUCCAAAUUGCUGCGUCAAGGUGCUGAUCUUCAGGCUCUGAAUGGCGAGGGGUGCACCGUGCUGCUUUUGGCCGUGCGGGCCGAGGCCGCAAUGCACGUGAAAUACUUGAAAAUGGAAAUAUGCCGCGAAUUGUUGAUUCGAGUUGUCUCAGACAUGAGAGACGGGUUAGCUCCACAUGAGGUGCCAGCAGGUAGCAUAGCGGCAGCUUGCCUCUGUCUUUUCAAUGAGUCCUCCGAAGAAUACAGCCCUCAGUAA
Symbiodinium pilosum is the source of this 3942-nucleotide messenger RNA. Lineage: Eukaryota; Dinophyceae; Suessiales; Symbiodiniaceae. The record is from the annotation of a GenBank genome assembly.